UUGGUACACCAUACUACAUGUCGCCUGAACGGAUCCAUGAGAAUGGAUACAACUUUAAAUCUGAUGUCUGGUCACUAGGUUGUUUGCUUUAUGAGAUGGCAGCUUUACAAUCRCCUUUCUAUGGUGACAAACUGAAUCUAUAUUCUCUGUGUAAAAAGAUCGAACAAUGUGACUACCCUCCCCUCCCUGCUGAACAUUACUCACAAGAGCUACGAAAUCUAGUCAGCCUAUGUAUUAACCCAGAACCAGAGCAGAGACCAGACGUUGUGUAUAUAAAUGAAGUCGCUCAAAAGAUGCAUGCCUCACUUUUACACUAAAUUUAAUAUUAAUGAUUGACAGAUUGAUCGCCAUAAAUCUCUCUGAUUGCAAUUCAAUUGUAUAUUGAACCUGUGCCAUCUUGAAAUGUACCUGCUCUUCAGUCAUCGAAGUUAAUAGACGAGUGAAGUGAUGAUUGAUAUCUUGUUCUUAUGACAAUCAAAGGUAUACUUAUCAUAUUAUCAGUUCCUCCCUGUCAUUUUACUUGGAAGACGAGGCUACCUUUCAAGAUGGUACAGAKCAGUGGAGGAAUUUGGGUUAUCAUCAAAGAGUGUUAAGCUUUGUCAUAUAAUCGGUWAACGUGUACGUAUUGUAUUGACACUUUUUGGCAAACAACAAGAUGAUGGAAGGUAAUUUACAACUACUAACUARUGCAGUCUGUCGUAACUGAACUAUUCAUUGACGGUUCUGGUUUCAUCGUUUCACUAGCCCCAUAGUGGCUUGAGGUGGUGCAAUUACCUUGUGUCAUUUUGGAAUUUGCUGUAUUCUUAACUUAACGGAUAUUGAUAGUUUUCUGAUAGAAGAUGCAGGUUGCUCGGUUCUUCUGCUAUUUUUACCGCAGUCAGUCAACCUUGUUAUAAAYUCGAUCCAGGAAUGACUAUAUUGAAAUCAAGCAGUUACUCCUGUGUCCCAAGAAACUGAUAUUGGUCACCAACAGUCAAAAAAUGGUGACAUAUUUGGGAUUUCUGUGCUAGUGGAAACUUUCUUUUUUUAAUUUAAGAAAUAUUUGUUUGAUUUACAAAGACUUCAUUAACAGUGAGUGAUCGUAAACUAGCUAUACUCCGGGGACAAAAGUUAGUUUUAAUUAUAAGACCCUCUCUUUGGCUGAUUUAAAUUUGGACCUUUGGUAUAACGUCCCCGCUUCCUCCAUAUCMAUAUUUUAAAGUGCAUCUCACAGUAGACAGCUUUUGAUAUCCUUGUUGAUGGGUCACGCAAAAAGAACUGAARACGAGGCUCUUGGGAAACACUAGAUACUACGUUUGUUUCGGCGAAGCYUCGUCUUUUUAUUGGACUAUUCCAACAGAGUACGUGAGAUACUGGAAAUGAUUAUGUAAAACUCUAAAAUGAACAUUAAUAUCGAUUUAACACAAUGCAAAUCUUCUUUGUUUUUGAAAAACCUGUAAAUAUGAUUUUUGAAAAAUUUGUUGGUCGAUAAGACAUUGUGCUAGAAAUACCAUCCAAUAUGCCCUGUGUAUUUUCAAUCUAAGUCAGAUUGUUAGUCCCUUUGGACCAAUCACAUUACAGAAGAAUGGGCGAAUCACGGUGGUAAUUGUAGUACAUGACGUCAUCAUGUAACCGACUAAUAUUAGUAUAGAGCGGAUUUCGUAUGAGUGGGAAACGGACGGUACUGUACUGUGACCGUAAUCGUAUUGUAACCAAAUUCUAGUGCCCCAUUGGUUCACCAAAAUUGCGAAGGCCAUGCAGGUCCGGUAACCGUGCGGUAACGGUGUCCCACUCAUACGAAAUCCGCUCUAUAUAUUAGUAUAUCGAACUUAUCUAUAAGUGAAUCUACACCCUAAGUGUGUACUAAUUAUAAAGUCAAACUUCAACUGAUUUUCCUGCAUUUAUGUGCUUGUUUUAGAGUGGCUUUCAAACCUUUGAAACUAUUAARGUUUCUUAUUUAUUGUUGAUGUCUUAAUACCCAGGCCUUUCUUGGCUUUGCACGGACAUUCUGUUGAUAGGUCUAAGGGUCGAGGUAGUAGAUGUCUUCGUACAUUUGUAGAUAUAAUUAGUGUAGAAGUGUACGUGAGAAUUGGCCAAUUAUUGCUCCAGAUUAAAUUUUAUGAAUCGAG
Exaiptasia diaphana is the source of this 2108-nucleotide messenger RNA. RefSeq names its product serine/threonine-protein kinase Nek7. Gene Ontology annotation, molecular function: protein kinase activity; ATP binding. The record is from RefSeq and is a predicted model, not a curated record. NCBI's taxonomy places the organism in Eukaryota, Metazoa, Cnidaria, Anthozoa, Actiniaria, Aiptasiidae. Gene Ontology annotation, biological process: protein phosphorylation.